Molecule: messenger RNA, 1924 nt
Organism: Lontra canadensis (Northern American river otter)
Lineage: Eukaryota; Metazoa; Chordata; Mammalia; Carnivora; Mustelidae
Gene: KHDRBS3
Product: KH RNA binding domain containing, signal transduction associated 3
Exons: 9
Coding region: 357-1397 (346 amino acids)
Biological process (GO): regulation of alternative mRNA splicing, via spliceosome
Cellular component (GO): nucleus
Molecular function (GO): mRNA binding
Source: RefSeq, a predicted model, not a curated record
GGGACUGCCUCAGGCUCGCCGAGCUCGCCGCCGGCCCGGCCCGAGGGUCCGCCUGAGUGCGCCGGCCCGCGUCCGCUCCUGCUCGACCAGCUGCGGGGCUGCGGGGGCCGCGUCCCGGAACAGCGGCCGCCAGCCCGGGGCAGUCGGCGGCCACCCCCGGGGACCGGAGCCGCGCGGCCGACACUCGCCCCGUGCCGCCUCCGCCGGGCCGACCUCCGGGCUUGGCUCCGCCGCGCCCCGGCCGCGGCGCCUGGCCCGGGUUGCGCGCCGCUGGGGCGCGGGCGGGGUCGGGGGUUGCGGGGCCGCCGCUGCUCGCCUGCCGCGCGUCGGCGUCCCGGGCCCGGCGGCCAGCGAGCAUGGAGGAGAAGUACCUGCCGGAGCUGAUGGCGGAGAAGGACUCCCUGGACCCCUCCUUCACGCACGCUCUGCGGCUGGUGAACCAAGAAAUAGAAAAGUUUCAAAAAGGAGAAGGCAAGGAUGAAGAAAAGUACAUCGAUGUGGUGAUUAAUAAGAACAUGAAGCUGGGACAGAAAGUGUUAAUCCCUGUAAAGCAGUUCCCUAAGUUCAACUUUGUGGGGAAACUUCUGGGUCCCCGUGGAAAUUCUCUGAAGCGUUUACAAGAAGAAACGUUGACAAAAAUGUCCAUCCUUGGGAAAGGUUCCAUGCGAGACAAGGCAAAGGAAGAAGAGUUGAGGAAAAGUGGAGAGGCCAAGUACUUUCACCUCAAUGAUGACCUCCAUGUUCUCAUUGAAGUCUUCGCUCCACCAGCGGAAGCAUAUGCCCGGAUGGGACACGCACUGGAAGAAAUCAAAAAGUUCCUCAUUCCUGACUAUAAUGAUGAAAUCAGGCAAGCACAGCUCCAAGAAUUAACAUAUUUGAAUGGUGGUUCAGAAAAUGCGGAUGUACCGGUUGUUCGAGGGAAACCCACCUUGCGUACAAGAGGUGUACCCACCCCAGCAAUAACCAGGGGAAGGGGAGGAGUCACAGCCCGGCCAGUUGGAGUUGGUGUACCACGAGGGACGCCAGCUUCCAGGGGUAUCCUUUCCACCCGAGGGCCAGUGAGUCGGGGAAGAGGACUUCUCACUCCCAGAGCAAGAGGAGUUCCCUCAACUGGGUACCGACCUCCGCCACCACCCCCAACACAAGAGACGUAUGGAGAUUAUGACUAUGAUGAUGGAUAUGGCACUGCUUAUGACGAACAGAGUUAUGAUUCCUAUGAUAACAGCUAUAGCACCCCUGCCCAAAGUGGUGCUGAUUACUAUGAUUAUGGACAUGGACUCAGUGAAGAGACCUACGAUUCCUACGGGCAAGAGGACUGGACUAACUCGAGACACAAGGCACCUGCAGCGAGGACCACAAAGGGCGUCUACAGAGACCAGCCCUACGGCAGAUACUGAUUGUACUGUCUGGUGUUGUGAAAUAGCCAGUCUCCACCAGUCCUGUGUACUGUUCAAAGUAAUGUUUUUCUAUGAACAAUCCCUUUUUAAAUAAAUCAAAAUGCUUAAAAUCUGAAUGGAUGGAAGUUUAAAACUACUUUGUGGAAACAUCAACCUGGGCAGAAAAAAAAAAAAAAAAGACAUGUAAAAUUUUGUUAUUUCCAGUAUGUAUAUGAAAAAAAUAGGUCAUCAAAAGGAAAAAAAUAACUUUGAUUAACUAGUGUUAAACAAAAAACUAGGUUUACUAAAUAUGUUAAUCCAUCCUUUUAACAUAAGCCUCACCUUUCAUUUUAAAGGUUUCCAUAGCAAUUAGUUAUUUUAUCUUUCAGCCAUAUGCUAGUUUUUUUCUCUUGCCAACAUGCGUAAAAAGGGAAGCCAAUUACAAGUGCAAAUAAUGUGGUAUUCUUUUGUAACUCAAGUCUUGAAAUGUUCUGUAGUGUUGAGCAAAGUCUCCUCUUGCUUGAUACUAAAUAAACUUUUGAAAGAAA